UCAGUGACGCACAGGAGACGCUCCAGACUCCCGCGCGCACGGGGCUCUCCGCGCAUUAUAAUGGAGUAAGCGGGGCUCGACUGAGACUGUCCAGCACCAGCAAGUGAAGAGCUCCUCCUCCCUUUCAUACGAUGAGGUAGUUAGUAAGAGUGAGCCCUGGUUAAUCACCAAUUUCCGCGAGUCUGCGAAGUUCUGUCAUGCACGCGAUGUCCCCAUCGUUGCGCGCUUGACCUCCUGUGUUUUAAAGUACGAAAACGGGGCUUUUCACGGCGCGCUUCAUCGCCCGGCAUGGGAGAUCACAGUGAGCCCCCCAUGGUGCAGAAGUCCACAUCGUUCAGCAUCAAAAGCCUGUUACUCCCAUCGAAGUUUGACAGCCCGGGUGCGGACGAUGGCGCGGAGCGAAGCCCGGUCUCCGACAAUCCCCCAGAAGCGGUCGAGAUGGACCCCGCGCAACGCGACGCGGAGGAACCCGAGCAACUGUGCAAAAAGGGAAAGAAGUUCGACAAGCCUCCGUUCAGCUACAACGCGCUCAUCAUGAUGGCCAUCCGACAGAGUCCCGAGAAGCGGCUCACGCUCAACGGCAUCUACGAGUUCAUCAUGAAGAACUUCCCGUAUUACCGGGAACACAAGCAGGGCUGGCAGAACUCCAUCCGGCACAAUCUGAGCCUCAAUAAGUGCUUCGUGAAGGUGCCGAGACACUACGACGAUCCGGGAAAAGGGAACUACUGGAUGCUCGACCCCUCCAGUGAUGAUGUGUUUAUCGGCGGAACCACCGGGAAGCUCCGGCGGCGCUCGGCGACCUCGCGGGGAAAGUUGGUGAUGAAAAGGGGGCUCCGAUUCGCGCCUCUCGGACUCGGGCUGGGUGAACGCCCGAGCAACCCGCUUUACUGGCAGCUGUCUCCGUUCUUACCCUUACACCACUCGCACUAUAACGGAACCACGCACGGAUUUCUAAACCACCAAGGACACGCGUACGGAUCGUUACUCCCCGGCGUCGAGCCGCUCGGGAACGGGAGUAUUAACCUGUCGAACGGGUACGGCGUGUCUCCGUCGUCUGCUGCUGGAUUACUCUCAGGACACAAUGGAUAUUUCGUCCCGGGCGCGCAGCAGCCGCAGUCGCUCCCGAGCGCGCCGGGAUACGGGAUCUCCAGCUCUCCGUCUUCCCUGCUCUCGGAUUCCCUAAGAACUAGUUUACCGUCCUACACAUCUCCACUUUCCAGCGGACUUCUGUCUCAGCACAAACGCGUCGCGCCCAAUUCGUUCCUGAGCUGAGCGUUGCGCGCUCAACUUUCCUAGAAAACCUCGCCAAGCGUUCCGUUCGCGUGAGGACUGCGCGUCUGUCUGGAUUUGAGCUUUUGUGUCUAUUUAAGAUCAUUUUUGUAAUGGUAGUAUGAUGUUAUGCCAAAGGCAAUAACUGUAUGUGUUUGUUUUUCUUUUCUUC
This is a messenger RNA of Rhinichthys klamathensis goyatoka, 1441 nucleotides long. RefSeq names its product forkhead box G1b (gene foxg1b). The transcript has a single exon. Gene Ontology annotation, biological process: regulation of transcription by RNA polymerase II. The record is from RefSeq and is a predicted model, not a curated record. NCBI's taxonomy places the organism in Eukaryota, Metazoa, Chordata, Actinopteri, Cypriniformes, Leuciscidae. Bases 289 to 1272 code for a protein of 327 amino acids. Gene Ontology annotation, cellular component: nucleus. Gene Ontology annotation, molecular function: DNA-binding transcription factor activity; sequence-specific double-stranded DNA binding.